GAUAUUUCCUUUGUAUUUUUCCACCCACCCUUUUUCCACGUGUGGGCAUUUUCUGCAAUAUAUAGAUAUCCCCAACGCUCAAUGAAAAAAAAUGAAAAACUCUUUUGCCGACAGGCGGAAAAACCUCGGAACCAAUUUCUGGAGGAGGAACAGUACGUGAACCUGGCCUUAGCUCCUCGUGAGUGCUGCGGCGGUGCUCUUUGGGAUUUCGAUGGUCAGACCGACGAAGCCUGGCUGAUGCAGUGUCCCAAGGGUACAGACCCACAUCUGCUAGCCGGCAAGCGCAUCAAGCUACCUGGCAGGAAGAGCGUGGGCGAUCUCCAGGUUCGUGCCGUCAAAAACUCGACGUUACAGAGCGAGUCACUGGGCUAUUUGAGAUAUAUAGGUCCCCAUGCCCUUCGGAAAAUUCCCUUUGUUGGCUAUGUGGUAAUCAGCAAGCGUCUAUAUAAUAAGCAACCGCUACCAGGUCAGAAGGAACAGGUCAUUCCCGCUGACCUAACGCUACCCAAGUACUUAUUACGUGAACGGCAUCCGUUGUUCGGGCGCAGCUACAAGCAACGCAUCGAAUUACCGAAGAUGAUUUCCACAUCUCUUAGUCAGGCAGACAAAAAAUUCUUGGAAGCUAGUGCCAAGCUUUGCAGCACCGCUAACUACUACAAGAUCCGGAGCAAGCUACUCACCACCACACAAACGCUAGAACAAAAAGAGGACGAUGUUCGACAGUCGGUGCUUACCGGGCGUACGCCACAGUUCAUGAAGACAACAAUAAUCCCGGAUCAAUAUAAAGAUCUCUUAGACGAAGAGGACGUCGGUAAAAAUAUAGUGAACCCAGCAGACGAAAUUGGUCCUGCCAAAAUGCGCAAGAAAAAAUUUAAUUCAAACAAACACAAAAAAGAGGAAAUACAGGAGGGAAAUGGACAAAUAAACAAAAGAAGCUUAAAUUAAAUGAAAACAACAGCCGCUAAUGACCUGGACGAAGUGAUUGUGCAAGAAGGCUUAAAAACGUCAAAUGACUAACAUUAAGAGUUAGAGUUUGCUUAAGACAAAUUCACAUACUUACUUUAUUAAAUAAAAAUAUGUAAAAAUUUUUAUUAUAGAA
Drosophila mauritiana is the source of this 1099-nucleotide messenger RNA. RefSeq lists its product as uncharacterized. The transcript has a single exon. The record is from RefSeq and is a predicted model, not a curated record. Lineage: Eukaryota; Metazoa; Arthropoda; Insecta; Diptera; Drosophilidae. Bases 82 to 945 code for a protein of 287 amino acids.